AUGUGCUUUCUAACAACUGAAUCGCCCAGUGCCCUUCUGCAAACUAAAGAAGAUACUAAUUGUUUGGUUAAUGGUACUAAAACAGAAAUAAUUUACGAAGUGGAUCGCACAACAAAACCAAGGAAGAAUAAAAAUAGGCAAAGGGGAAACAAACCUAAUGAAAGGGAUAAGGAAAAACAUUCUAUGGGAGCCGUGUGUGAAGGGUAUACCAAUGAUUUUGUAAAAACAGGAUUAAUGGCAGUAAUUAAAAAAGGUUCUUGUGGAGAUAAGGUCAAAAAAUAUAGAGGUGGCUGCCGUAAGCAAUCCAAUCGAGAAAUAAUAAAGGGCCAUAUUGAGUCAGUUAAGCCAUCAGUGAGUCACUAG
This is a messenger RNA of Diabrotica balteata, 363 nucleotides long. Lineage: Eukaryota; Metazoa; Arthropoda; Insecta; Coleoptera; Chrysomelidae. The record is from the annotation of a GenBank genome assembly.